Panicum virgatum (switchgrass) is the source of this 2493-nucleotide messenger RNA. RefSeq names its product G-type lectin S-receptor-like serine/threonine-protein kinase At2g19130. Gene Ontology annotation, biological process: recognition of pollen; protein phosphorylation. The transcript has a single exon. Bases 1 to 2415 code for a protein of 804 amino acids. Lineage: Eukaryota; Viridiplantae; Streptophyta; Magnoliopsida; Poales; Poaceae. Gene Ontology annotation, molecular function: protein serine/threonine kinase activity; ATP binding. The record is from RefSeq and is a predicted model, not a curated record.
AUGUGUUUAUGGCGUCACCUCGCUCUGCUUCUCUUGCUCCCGUGCCUGCCCCGGUGGCCGUGCUCAUCUGCCGCGGCGAGCGACACGCUCUCCGUGGGGGAGUCUCUCGCCGGGAACCGGACGCUGGUCUCGGCGGGAGGCAAGUUCGAGCUGGGCUUCUUCUCCCCGGCCGGCGGGGGCUCCAACUACUACGUCGGCAUAUGGUACAAGCGAAUCCCGGGGCGAACCGUCAUCUGGGUGCUGAACAGGGACUCCCCGGUCGCCGAUCCGGCGUUCGCGGAGCUAACCGUGGCUCAGGACGGCAACCUGCUCCUCCUCCGAACGGGAAACAGGCCCAGGAAGGCAAUCUGGUCGUCCAAUUCGCCAGCAGGCUCGCGCGACGACGACGACACGGCCGUGGCGGUGCUCCUUGACACGGGGAACUUGGUCCUGCGUGGCCGGCGCGGCGGCAACUCGUCGGCGGUCAUCUGGCAGAGCUUCGACCACCCGACGGACACGCUCGUGCCGGGCGGCUGGGUGGGGCUGAACAAGCGCACCGGCGCGUACCAGGCGCUCCGGUCGUGGCGGAGCGCCGCCGACCCGUCGACGGGGCUGUACACGGACCGGGUGGACCCGCACGGGUCGGGCCAGUACGCGUUCCUGUGGAACGGCACGGCCGUCUGCCACUACGUCGGCGCCUGGAACGGGCAGUACUUCGCCCCCAUCCCGGAGAUGGGCAUGUCGGCCAAGUACACGUUCGUCUUCGUCAACAGCAGCGAGGAGGUGAGCUACUCGUUCCGGGUCAACGACCCGUCGACCGUCUCGCGGCUGGUGAUGAGCCCCCACGGCCAGCUCACCAUGUUCGACUGGUCCAACGAGUCCGGGCAGUGGCUGCUGCACUGGGCGACCCCGACGUCGCUGUGCGACGUGUACUCCGCCUGCGGGCCGUUCGGCCUCUGCGACGUGGCCAGCUCGCAGUACUGCCGGUGCCUGCAGGGGUUCGAGCCCGCGUCGCCGGAGGAAUGCGCCGCCCAACUCUGGAGCGCCGGCUGCGCGAGGAAGACGACCUUGCAGUGCAGCGGCAACGCGUCAUCGACCGAUGGGUUCAUCCCGGUGCAAAACGUCCGGCUGCCGAGCGGCUAUUCCGUGGUGGCUGACGCCGGCAGCUCCGGGGACUGUGCAUCGGCGUGCUUGCGCAAUUGCUCUUGCACCGCUUACGCUUACGGAGGCGGCUGCCUGGUGUGGGGCGGUGAUCUGCGGAACGCCCAACAACUCGCCGACGGCGAUGCUGGGGCUUCUACUCUGUUCCUCAGGGUCGCCGCCGCCGACCUCGCCGCGGCGAACCAGGGCGCGUCAACGAAUGGUCGCGCUGCCAUCCUGGGCGCGUCGUGUGUCAUUGCUGUCGCGCUACUCUGCCUGUUCUUCGCCCUCGCCUGGGUUCGAUGCCGUGAGCAAACCGUGCGCCACGACGGGUCACUCCUCGUGUUCAGCCACGGUUACCUGGCACGGUGCACCAAGAACUACUCCCAUAAGCUGGGGUCGGGCAGCUUCGGCUCCGUGUACAAGGGGGCGCUCCCCGACCACACCGCGAUAGCCGUGAAACGGCUGGAGGGGUCCGCGCAAGGGGAGAAGCAGUUCCGCGCCGAGGUCCGGACGCUGGGCACGAUCCAGCACGUCAACCUCGUCCGCCUCCGCGGGUUCUGCGCCGCGACCCGCGAGCGGCUCCUGGUCUACGACUACAUGCCCAACGGCUCCCUGGCCUCCGUGCUGUCGGAGUCGGGCCAGAGCUCCCGGGUGCUGGACUGGCGCGCCAGGUUCGGGAUCAUGGCCGGCGUCGCGCGCGGGCUGGCCUACCUCCACGAGCGGUGCCAGGAGCGGAUCGUGCACUGCGACGUGAAGCCGGAGAACAUCCUCCUGGACGCCGGGCUGGUCCCCAAGGUGGCGGACUUCGGCAUGGCCAAGCUCAUCGCGCGCGACUCCAGCCGGGCGCUGACGACCGCGCGCGGCACGGUGGGGUACCUGGCGCCGGAGUGGAUCCUGGGCCUGCCCAUCACGGCCAAGGCCGACGUGUACAGCUACGGGAUGGUGAUCCUGGAGCUCGUCUCCGGGCGGAGGAACCGGGACGCCGCGGGGCCCGGGCGGCGCGGCGGCGGCGGCUGCUACUUCCCGCUCUGGGCGGCGACCAAGGUCCGGGAGGGGCAGGUCCUGGCGCUGCUGGACGAGCGGCUGGCGGGGGACGCGGACGUGGAGGAGCUCGGGCGGGCGUGCAACGUCGCGUGCUGGUGCAUACAGCAGGACGAGGCGCUGAGGCCGACCAUGGGGCAGGUGGUGCAGGUCCUCGAGGGGUCGCUCCACCCGGGCACCGCGCCGCUGCCGAGGUACCUGGAGCAGCUGUGCGUGGAGGAUUCGUGUACGUUCUUAACGGAUCCUUGCUGAGCUCACUUACUUCCACUUUUUGUCGACCGGUGACGGUGAUCGAGUUGUAGAAGAAGAUGCAGUGCUGUAGAUUUGAUG